UUGCUGUUCUUGUGAAAAAAAAAAUAGUGUGUGUGACAGUGCAUUGUACAUCACUCAUCAAUGUGCACAACUGGAGAGCUCUGAAUGAAAAGGUUCAGUUGAUUUCCCAUUCAAUUCAAUUCGUCAUGUCCACACAUAAAUACUAUUAAAUGGAAAGUAAAAUGUCAACUGUGUGACGGGAAUCAUAAUUGAAAAUUUUGUGGGGUGUAGCAGUUAAAAUUCAGAGAAGAAAAUUUUACUCCGGAGUGGAAAUUUGCCAAAUAAACUUUAUACAAAAGAGAUUCAUUGCAAUUGGAUUCAUCUCAAUUGGUUUUAAUGUCAAUUGACCUAUGCUCAAUUGCAGGUCACAAUUCAUUUUCUAUAAUUCACUUAAACGACUGCUCCAAGAAAACGUAUUCAACGAAGACUCAAAACUAAAAAAAAAAUUAAUAGAAAAACGAAGGCACUUACUUCAUUACAAUAAUGUAAAGACAAAUUUAUGUGAGGCCAAUGCAUCUCAUUUGAUAUUCAAACAGUGACGGUAAAUUAGAAAAUUGUCCACACUUGGAAAUAUUCCGGUCGGAUAAUAACAAAUAAAUGUAUGCAUGAUACGACGUAAAACUAUGUCAUGUCGUUAUUGAAAGAAAAUCAAUAAAGCACAGAAACUUUAUCUGCAAUCAAUGCCAUAUACCACAUAGACUAUAUGAAGUUUGAUGCACUUGAAAGCGGAUUUUUGGACCGAAAUUAUUUUUAAAGUUGGUAAAACAAUUGACGAAGUAUUAUAACAGAAAUAUUCUAAGACUUUAAGCAGCACAUUCUACUGAUAAAGCACAUAAAUCAACAAAACCAAAACCGAAAAAAAAAACGGAAAAUAAAAUGUCUUCCCGUUCGAAAGAAAAAGUUGCGGCCGUCAUACGAAAGUUUUUCAAAAGUUCGGAAAAAAUUGAAACUGGAGAAGGAGCGGGUGGUAGUGGAGCAUCAGGGAGUCCCGCAAGGCGUCUUAGACGCGGCAUUUCACCAAGUCCUAACAGCAAUGGUGUAACAAAACCAAUAGAUACAACAAUAAGAGCACGACGACUAAUGAAAGAGUACAAGGAAAUUCAGAGACUGCAAAGCUUGCGACCUGACCCCAUUUUUACAGUCGAAUUAAUAAACGACAAUCUGUACGAAUGGCACGCACGUUUGCAUAUUGUGGAUUCAGAAUCGAAAUUAGCAGCCGAUAUGUUGGAAUUGAAUGUGCCACACAUUUUAUUACAUUUAAUAUUUCCGGAAAAUUUUCCAUUUUCACCACCAUUUAUGCGAGUGGUAGAACCUAGGAUCGAAAAAGGAUUUGUCAUGGAAGGUGGCGCUAUAUGCAUGGAACUGUUGACGCCAAGGGGAUGGGCUAGUGCGUAUACCGUUGAAGCAGUGUUAAUGCAGUUUGCCGCUAGCCUCGUCAAAGGACAAGGCAGAAUUGCUCGGAAAGUCAAAAACUCGAAGGAUUUUAAUAGGAGAUCGGCAGAGGAGGCGUUCCGCUCAUUAGUCAAAACGCAUGAAAAAUACGGAUGGGUUACUCCCGCAUUGUCCGAUGGUUAAUUAUGUCCCGAAUUGAUAAUAAAUGUUACAUUCAAAAAUGAAUUUCAGAACAUGCUGAACCGAGUGAAUUGAUUAAAUGGUUUAACUGAAAAAUGUUCAUCCGUUAAAGUGGUCGCAAGGUAAAUGAUCUCUUUAGUUUGUGAAUUUGUUUAACGCAAAGCGACCAAUUGUCCUAGAAAAAGAUAUUAGUACUCAGAUAUGCUAAUACGCCCUUAAUCGUAAUUGUUCUGCUUUUGGAAAAGCUGGAGGUCUAAGAUUUCAUACAUUCACAUUAGAUACACAAAUUGUUGUAAUGAAAAUGUUCCUAAAUUUGAUAAUGUCUUCCCAAUGGGAGGUGCAGGAAAACAGGAAAAGUAGGGAAAUAUGCAGUUUUGCUUGUUUUCUCGUCAAAAGGUACUGAUCGACCAGCCAGAUUUUUCAAAAAUUUAGAUAUUUGUAGUCUCGUCAAUACUUUUGACAUAUCGCACAUCAUUUUUGAGCGAAGGACUUCCCGUUGACUCGCGACAACGUUCAUACGCUAGAGAGUUAGGAGAACAUGCGAUACAGAUGUAAACAACGUAAAACUCAUAAUUUUUGUUUGUUUUGGGUCUCAAAACAAUCGGAAUAUUUGCCUGUUUCCCGUCGGAAUUUUUUGUAAAAACGAGUAGGUCGGUGAGUAGUUAUAGGCGACAAAACAAGCAAAACAGAGUGUUUUGCUUGUUUUGCCUGUUUUUCACAAGUUUUUCAAGCAUAUCUCUGGAUUUUUUGCUCAAAAAUGAAGCAAAUAUGUCAAAUGAGAGGUAUUGACGAGACGAAACAAAAUAUUUAAUUUUUAAGAAAAUUGGGUUUGUAGAACAGUAGUGUUAGUGUAGCUAUUGACGAUGAUGAAGCAAGCAAUACUGCAUAUUUUCCUACUUUUCCUGUUUUCCCGCACCUAAUCUGUUCCCCCAACACUCCUCAGCACCACUGGAUCUAUAAUUCUUUACACGAAAGUAGUUCCAAAAUCCACAAAUGCAUUAGCGAAAGACAAAAGGGAAUUCCAACCAAAAACAAAUUGACCUUCAGGGCGAACAGCAUAUUUGAGCAUUAUUACGCUUUUGAAAGGGUGAACAGAACGUGCCAUUUCGUUUAUGCAUUUUUUUAGACAACGUAAACAGAAAGAGAAGAAAACGUUUUUGAAAAUUAAAUAAUUUUUAGAAAAUUCGCUAAAAUUCCAAACCAAAUGAAAUUUUAAUCGUCCAAAACCAUCAAUAAAAGUAUUUUAUAAAUUUUUGCCUGAUAUUCGUACAUAAAAUUAAUAUUCGAUAGAUUAUUAUAAUACUUAUUAUGGUGGUGUCGUCGUCUGAUAAUAAUGAGAGAUAUGGAAUGCAUUUUUUUGGGGGACAGUUUAGUGAAAUUUAUAACAAAAAACAUAUUAGAAGAGAGGCGACCAUGAACUAAAUAAUUAGACAAAAUGUUUUCUGUUUAUAGUAAAACGAAAAUGACAAAUUUAACAUUUUUGCUCA
Molecule: messenger RNA, 3038 nt
Organism: Bradysia coprophila
Lineage: Eukaryota; Metazoa; Arthropoda; Insecta; Diptera; Sciaridae
Product: ubiquitin-conjugating enzyme E2Q-like protein 1
Source: RefSeq, a predicted model, not a curated record